AAUUGGUAUUCAUGGAACGAUUGAUUCAACAGUGGAAUAUUCAAGAUGCUUUGGAAAAAAAUAAUAUAGAAGAUGCACAAACUCUUUUAUCUCUAUUACCUUUAGACGCUUCACGUAUGCUGAGAAUCACACCAACUCAAACAAACGAACUUUAUAAUGCAGCCUCACAUGAACUAUAUUGUGCUAAACAACAAUAUACUAAUAUGCUCUCUCUUCAAGACUCUUAUGUGACUACACAAGAUCCACACAUUGAUGAUAUUGUUGGUAAAGGAAUACCUAUUGGAUCUAUCACUGAAGUUGUUGGCGAAAGUUCUUCUGGAAAAACUCAAUUAUGUCUUCAACUCUGUUUUACUGUACAACAACCUAUUCAUCUUGGUGGAUUAGGCAGUGAGGCAGUGUAUAUUCACAAUGAAGGAAAAUUCUCAUCUAAUCGAUGUCAUCAACUAGCGACAUGGUUUGGGAAACAAUACAACUUAUUACCGAGCAAGAUGACUGAAGCCAUACAUACCAUGUAUGUACCAACAACCGAGGCAUUUUUUCGUAGCAUUGCUUAUCAAUUACCUGUGUUAUUAGAAAGACAAAAAAAGAUUCGUUUGGUGGUGAUAGAUUCUCUUGGAUCAGCUUAUCGUGGAUGUGGUACGGAACAACAACGGAUGGAUCAAUUUGAUACUUUACAAGAAAUAUGUGAAUUAGGAUGGCGAUUGAAGAAAUUGGCUCAUGAAUAUCAAAUAGCUAUUGUGGUUGUCAAUCAAGUAUCUGAUAUUAUCAUAGAUGACAGGGAAAGAAAACAAAAUAGUGAUGGAUAUUUACCUUCAAGUAUGAAAGAUUGGUUGGAUAUUACCUUGGAAGGCGAUCAUAUGACCAGAAUAGGAAUGUUUAUUCAAUCAUUAGCAAAGAAACCUAUCUUGGGUAUGACUUGGUCUAACUCGGUGACAACAAGAAUUCGAAUGGCAAGGUCAUUGAUGAUGGAUGGUCAACCUACUAGAAGGGCUCUCUUGGUGGAAUUUUCUUCUUUGGUACCAAGGCGUGGAUGUGAAAUUACUAUAGAUGAACGAGGUAUUCGAUCAAAAAUAGAAUUAGAUCAUUUAGAACAAUAGUUUAUAUAUAAUAUUUCUUGAAUAAUAAUAAAAUACCCCUCCAUCAUAUUAUCAUUGUCAAUGCAAUAUUUAAACUUAGGAUCAUAUACUUAACUAAUAAUAAGAAAAAAAGAACCAUCUGCUCAUUUUAUUUCACA
Messenger RNA from Halteromyces radiatus, 1234 nucleotides. Its product is annotated as P-loop containing nucleoside triphosphate hydrolase protein. The record is from RefSeq and is a predicted model, not a curated record. Gene Ontology annotation, biological process: resolution of mitotic recombination intermediates; double-strand break repair via synthesis-dependent strand annealing; telomere maintenance via recombination. Gene Ontology annotation, molecular function: ATP binding; ATP-dependent DNA damage sensor activity; four-way junction DNA binding. Gene Ontology annotation, cellular component: Rad51C-XRCC3 complex; replication fork. The transcript has 4 exons. Bases 12 to 1097 code for a protein of 361 amino acids. NCBI's taxonomy places the organism in Eukaryota, Fungi, Mucoromycota, Mucoromycetes, Mucorales, Cunninghamellaceae.